GUCGGACCGACCUUCAGCAGAGCUGGGGCCACCAUGUUCUCUCGGGCGGGCGUCGCUGGGCUCUCUGCCUGGGCCUUGCAGCCGCAAUGGAUCCAAGUUCGAAAUAUGACAACUUCGAAAGAUAUUACCAGGCGUCUAAAGUCAAUCAAAAAUAUCCAGAAAAUUACCAAGUCUAUGAAAAUGGUAGCAGCAGCAAAAUAUGCCCGAGCUGAGAGGGACCUGAAACCGGCUCGAGUGUAUGGAAUAGGAUCUUUGGCUCUGUAUGAAAAAGCUGAUAUUAAGGCACCUGAAGACAGGAAGAAACACCUCCUUAUUGGUGUGUCCUCAGAUCGAGGACUUUGUGGUGCUAUUCAUUCCUCUGUUGCUAAACAGAUGAAAAAUGAGGUGGCUACGCUCACAGCAGCUGGAAAAGAAGUUAUGCUUGUCGGAAUUGGUGAUAAAAUCAGGGGCAUACUUUACAGGACUCAUUCUGACCAGUUCCUGGUGACAUUCAAAGAAGUGGGAAGAAAGCCCCCUACUUUUGGAGAUGCAUCAGUCAUUGCCCUUGAAUUAUUAAAUUCUGGAUAUGAAUUUGAUGAAGGCUCUAUCAUCUUUAAUCAAUUCAGGUCUGUCAUCUCCUAUAAAACAGAAGAAAAGCCCAUCUUUUCCCUUAAUACUAUUGCAAGUGCUGAAAGCAUGAGUAUCUAUGAUGAUAUUGAUGCUGAUGUGCUACAAAAUUACCAAGAAUACAAUCUGGCCAACAUCCUCUACUACACUCUGAAGGAGUCUACCACCAGUGAGCAGAGUGCUAGGAUGACAGCUAUGGACAACGCCAGCAAGAACGCUUCUGAGAUGAUUGACAAAUUGACUUUGACGUUCAACCGCACCCGCCAAGCUGUCAUCACAAAAGAGUUGAUUGAAAUUAUCUCCGGUGCUGCAGCUCUGGAUUAAUGAAAAUCAAGUUUCAUCCUCAGAAAAGAGGUGAAGGAAAAUUCAGCCAGCUGAUUUUGUUUUUAGCGUAUUGCUGUUUUUGGCAGAAGAAAUUGUUGGUCCAUUGUUUGAAUUACUAAAGACAGCAAGAUAUUUGUAAAUUAUCUUACAAUAAACAACUUACAAUAAGAAAAA
Messenger RNA from Cynocephalus volans (Philippine flying lemur), 1104 nucleotides. Its product is annotated as ATP synthase subunit gamma, mitochondrial-like. Gene Ontology annotation, biological process: proton motive force-driven ATP synthesis. The transcript has a single exon. Bases 34 to 930 code for a protein of 298 amino acids. Lineage: Eukaryota; Metazoa; Chordata; Mammalia; Dermoptera; Cynocephalidae. The record is from RefSeq and is a predicted model, not a curated record. Gene Ontology annotation, molecular function: proton-transporting ATP synthase activity, rotational mechanism.